UACUUAGUCUUGUAUAUUUAGAACAUCACAUCAAAUCAUUAAAAGGAUAGAAAAGCAAGUCAUUAUGAAUAACUUUGAACUCUUAAAUUGGGUGUUUGCUUUUUCCUUUUGGUCCCUGCUUUCACCAGGAAGAAGUACUUCGUCUGAUUUCAAAUCUUCGCUAAUUCAGAACAUUGUUCAUGGGAACCCAUCCCCCCUCCGACCUUUCUUCAUCCGUGUUCAGGUUAAUAUGGAUCUCGAUACCAAUCGCAAGUGUUCAGGUGCAGUAUUGCACGAGCGAUGGAUGGUCACUUCAGCACUGUGCAUUACAGACAAGUCUGGCAAAAUAGCUGAGCCUGGUCAAGUAUAUGUUGCUGUAUCAAACUUCGAAGGCGGUGUCAUAGGCAGUAGAAAGUUCAAAGUUUCAGACGUCAUUUUACCAGCAAAUUUCAAGUACGAACAGCAAAUAAACGACUUGGCUUUGAUCAGAAUUCAUCAAACUCUUUCUCCAAACCGAAUCAUUGAGAUGUGCCAGCAUUAUCCGGCGUCUUUCGACACAGAAGUUUCAGCUGUAGGACUCGGGUCAACCACUCGCUUUCAGCAUGUUCCGGCGACAACUCUCCAAGAAAUAAAUCUGAAACUAUCUCCAUUUCAGACCCUCAAUCGGAGCAGUUUUGCUGACUGUCCGACAAGCCUUGUUUGCACGCAGACUAUAAUCGAUGAUUCGGGGCUAUGUUAUCAUGACGUCGGCGAUCCCUUGUUUAUGUGGGACUGCCAAACCCAUCGACCUCUCUGUCUAUUGGGAAUUGCCACCCCGACCCUGAAAGAUGAAAGCCCUCUUAGGGACUGCACGGGUCAAGCAGAUUUCACGAGCAUCCCAUUUUUUCAUGACUGGAUUUUCACUCGAAUUGCGCUGAAUAUGGAGUAAAACGUUCAUUUUGAAGGUGACAUGGUUUUCUUGAUUAAUUUAACCCAGGAACUCGAAAAAAAACAACCAGUGCUUUAACUUUUGUUACGUUCUUAUUCAACUUCGAUCUUAAAAUAUUUACGAAAUUGAAUAUAUCAAACAAAAUA
This is a messenger RNA of Symsagittifera roscoffensis, 1053 nucleotides long. RefSeq names its product kallikrein 1-related peptidase-like b4. Gene Ontology annotation, biological process: proteolysis. Bases 65 to 907 code for a protein of 280 amino acids. Lineage: Eukaryota; Metazoa; Xenacoelomorpha; Acoela; Convolutidae. The record is from RefSeq and is a predicted model, not a curated record. The transcript has 4 exons. Gene Ontology annotation, molecular function: serine-type endopeptidase activity.